Molecule: messenger RNA, 1740 nt
Organism: Lutra lutra (Eurasian river otter)
Lineage: Eukaryota; Metazoa; Chordata; Mammalia; Carnivora; Mustelidae
Gene: FAM163B
Product: family with sequence similarity 163 member B
Exons: 3
Coding region: 305-799 (164 amino acids)
Source: RefSeq, a predicted model, not a curated record
CGCGCGUGCCGCUCGCAGGGAGCCAGCCUGCGCGUCCCGAGCCGCGGCCGCAGCCGGAGCUGGCAGGGGGCUCCCGCCCCGGCACGCAGUCGUCUCCCGCUGGCCUCCGGGCCUCCCCAGCGCCAGUGUCGCCCGCCCGGCCCCAGCAGGCGCCGCAGCCCGUGGCCUGGGCAGGAGCGGCCGCCGGUAGCUGCGCCCUGCCCGGGACGGACGCCGGACCGCCCCGUCACGUGCGCCCAAGUCCUCGGCCGGCCGGGGCAGCGCCGUUCCCAUGGUUCAAGGCUGUUGAUGGAGAAGGGGGCGGAUGACAGCCGGGACAGUGGUCAUCACUGGGGGCAUCUUGGCGACUGUGAUUCUGCUCUGCAUCAUUGCCGUUCUGUGCUACUGUCGGCUCCAGUAUUAUUGCUGCAAGAAGGACGAGUCGGAGGAGGACGAGGAGGAGCCUGACUUCGCCGUGCACUCGCACCUGCCCCCGCUGCCCGGCAGCCACAACCUUGUGCUGACCAACGGGCCGGCGCUCUACCCGGCCGCCUCCACCUCCUUCAGCCAGAAGACCCCGCAGGCCCGUGCCCUCUGCCGCAGCUGCUCCCACUACGAGCCGCCCACCUUCUUCCUGCAGGAGCCCGAGGACGAGGGCGUGCGCAACGGCGGGGAGCGCGUGGCCUACCAGAGCAUCGGCCAGGAGGACGCGGAGCUGUCCCCUGGGGGCUUUGGGGGGCUGCAGGCGCUCAACCCCAACCGCCUGUCGGCCAUGCGGGAGGCCUUCUCCCGCAGCCGCAGCGUCAGCACCGACGUCUGAGCCGCCCCGCCCACCCCACGGCUCCCCAGAUCAUGGUGGGGUGUCCGGGGCACACCGGCCUGGCCCCAGGCUGGGACCAGGGCUCGGGCCAGCCCUCCUCACCUCCCUGUCACCAUGGGGGCCCACCGGGGAGCUCGGUGGCUCACGGCAGGGGUAAGGCGCAGUGAACACCCGGGUGGCCACCAGAGGCAGGGGCUGCGGAGCCCGGGGCAGGCAGGCACAGGUGAGCCGAGGCUACCAGGUGAGCAGGUCACAGGACAGGGCAGGGCUCCAGGGUGGAGACAUCAGGCUCCCGACAAUGUGGCUGCCCUGCCCCCGACUGUGGCCAUCCCUGCCUGGGAACCUGACCCCGUCCUCUGAUCCCUGGGCCUCUGCCUUCCCACCUGUUCAACAAGGAGGUGGCAGCCGCAAUGCCACUGGCCUGGAAGCAGGUACAGACCAAGUAUCCUGUCCUGGGAGGGGGCCGCCGCCUCCGCCUCCCUCCCCCGCACGCACGCCCCCCUGGCUUCCAGUGCCAGGCUGCUGAGACACUCUUUGGGCCGGGCCCUCUGCAGAUGCCCUUGAAGAGCUGGAGGGGCCGCUCACAGCCCCAGCUGGCUUUCUGGUGAAAGAGGGAGGCACAGAGGGAGGAGGAAGCCACGUGCUGACCACCUCCCUCAGGAACGUGCAUCCUUUGGGACGCGCCCAGGUCCGAAGUUCUGGGGGGCUGGGCAGACAGAGCAAGGAUCAGGACCUGAAAGCCCCCCUGUCUCCCCGUGAGGCCUGGGACAGGCCCUCCCACCCACUAGGCCUCAGCUUCCAGGAGCCCUUCAAGCUCUGGUCCCCAGGGGAGACACCCCAAGCUCUCCCACCCAGCCCCUGUGUCUCAGCGGGGGGUCUGGGAGCAAGGCCCGUGAUCCUGCCCUUGGUCCAUGGAGGACCUCUGAGCCCACUCGCCGGGG